GCGUUAUCUAGCGACGGUAGACGCGUCCUGUGCCGAACGUGCUGCGUCACGACCACGUUUCCUGCGAAGUUUCUGCCGCGAGAAUAUUAAUCUAUUAUUCGGUGAAAUUUUCCGUGCGUAUCAGCUUGUUUUGAAGGAGGAUUUUAAGGUACACGUGCGCUUGGUUGAAAGCCACAGCCUCCUGCAGGUGUAUAGCGAGAAAUUCGAGUGUUCAGUAUAGCCCUUUGAACCCCCGAAGGGGUGAAUAUACCGUCGCUUUGGAGCACCGGUGGUGGCUGGAACUUCCGAAGGUGAUAGAAGACUCCCAGCGACCGAUCGUUCGCAUGAAAUCCGACGAAGAGAUGGGCAGAGACAAGCCAUCUGGUGCACAGGCGAACCACACGCAUCAUUCCAAAAACAAAGGCGGAGAAAGCCGAAGAAUGGUGGAUAUAACAAGAGACAAACCUAUAAAAGUGGCGGUGAGAGUCGUCGUGCCUGUAAGGGAUCAUCCCAAAUUCAACUUCGUCGGGAAACUUCUGGGUCCCAAAGGAAAUUCGCUCAAAAGAUUACAAGAGGACACGAUGUGUAAAAUGGCCGUGCUCGGAAGAGGAUCAAUGAAGGAUAGGCACAAGGAAGAAGAGCUUCGCGCCAGUGGCGAUCCGAAAUUCCAGCACCUCAGCGAGGAGCUCCACGUGGAAAUAAGUGCAUUUGCAACACCAGCUGAAGCCCACGCGAGAAUCGCCUACGCCCUAGCAGAGGUCAGAAGAUUUCUUGUACCAGAUUACAACGACGACAUUAGACAGGAGCAAAUGUGGGAGAUGCAGGUCCUGUCGAGCCAGAAGAACCUGAAAAGCGACGAUUCGAACAACGGGGGCUCGCAGAGCGAAAUCAACGAAGACAGGCUGAGCGAUGAGGACGCGACGGACGCGAAUAAUAUAUUUACCAACGAUGCCCAGAACGGGAAGGACAAUUUGGAGCAUCCUGCCAUGAGGGGCAUACAAACAGGAACAUCCCCGCCCUCGGUGUCCGGCGACAUCCUGGCACCGAACAACGGCGCGUCGCAGGCGUCGCCGACGUCGUCCGAUGCGGCGGGCAGCCCGGCGUGCCCGGCGGCGGCGGCGGCGACGCUGGGCACGCGCAAGAGGCCGCUGCUGGCGGGCGGGCCCAGGACCUCCAUGACGCCCACCAAGAGGACCGUCAUGAGCCUGCUGGCGAGAGCGCGGGCCGCCCAGGCCAAGCAGCUGCCCGCCGUGACCGGCGGCGCGGCUUUCACCAGAGGAGUCUCGGUUUUCGAUGAGCGCGCCCCGACCCUGGUCCCACUUCUGCGGGAAGAUUACAUGAGUGCCGUUAACUUGAAUCUAAUUUAAAUUUUGCGUUAAUUUUCGGAACAGCUCAAACUCGUAUAUCGCGAUGGUGAUGAAAUAAACUGCAUUAAUUUUUUGGUGUAAAAACGAGUGUAUAUUCAACGAGAAUUGUGCGGCACUGUGAAAUUGAACGAAAUUUGUAGAUAUACUUCGCCGAUUAGAUGAAAUUGUUAAUUGAUUUGUAAAAUUUGUAAAAAGUACUAUUGUAAUUUUGCGCAAUUUUACAGUGCUUUUUAAUAUAACAGGGCUUGUAAUUGAAUUUCGUUUAAAUAUUUGUUACCUACCAAAGAUUUUCCUUAAAAUAUAGACAAAAAAAGGACUCGAAUUGUUUUAAUUUAAUCAAUAUUUUAAGUUAAUAAAUAAUGGCAAAGAAAAAAGGAAAAUCUUAGGAAGCAACUUUAAUUCGAUAUUAGACAUAGUUCACGUUUGUAAGUAUUUUUUUAUAUGUUAUAUAUUAUAUUUCAUAUGUAAUAAAUAUCUAGAUAUUAAUUAUUAGAAGAAAUUUACUUGCACGCGUAAAGUUAUUCUAAUAAAAUCGAAACUAUUUUAAUAUUUUGAACGUUUACAAAAUAAAUUUUAUCAUAACG
This is a messenger RNA of Phyllotreta striolata, 1930 nucleotides long. The record is from the annotation of a GenBank genome assembly. Lineage: Eukaryota; Metazoa; Arthropoda; Insecta; Coleoptera; Chrysomelidae.